AUGGCUACAGAGUGGAAACCAGAUCCUAUGUCUCGUAUCAACCUCUGCCUGGAAAAACGGUUAUUAAACUUACUUGAAAGAGCACCAUUCGAUUUUCUAUCGGGACGCUUUGAUACACCUAUAAUGCAGCCAGCUACUACCAGAACCUCUGACACAAGCUUUAGGACAGAGGACUCGAUGACCAUGCGGGCUAUUACAAUGUCUAACAGUCAACAGAAGUAUAUACCUCAGGAGAUCCCAACGCAUGCAAUCCAAGGGUCGCAUCCUACAACGAAAGACACGGAGAGUACCCGCUCCCCUUCAACCUACCUUCUUUGUUCUUUAGAGAGGCACGCUUGCUCUCCAUGGGAUUCUGAAUGUAUCUGUUGCUCAUCAUCCGCGACUCAAGCUGAAGGUACACGGUGGCCUUUGCAAUCCGGACGGGCUGUGCUGACUCCUAUAUUCUUAAGGGAGCUUGGGGAGGACUCCGAGAUAACAGCAAAAACCAGCGAUACUCGUUCUGGAUCUGUUUACACCCAUAACAAUGGAGCAAAGGGCACAAAUGUGCCCAUAAUUGUUACUAAUCACGUCACUAAGUGUUACUUAAAUGUAUAUUUUGGAUAUUUGUUUUAUAUAUUUGCCGUGCACGCACAGUCCUUGGAUUUUCCAGGGUCAUUUUCUUGUCUUAACAAUGAAAUCCUACUUGAAAAACCCGAAGAUUUUAGCUGGCAAUCUUGGCAGAAUCUUCAUGUUGUAGAUUCUAGUGGUGGUCAGAUACCGGAUUGUGAUAACUUUGCAAAUGGAACAUUUCUGGCUGUUCCUGACAGAUGCUUGUCUCUCCCCCCCCCCCCCUUCACAAAACAGAUGGGGAAACGCAUCUUGCACUUGGCGUACCUCACUAUGUCUCCAGAGCAGAAUGCUUCCUACACGGUUGUCUGCAAUGAUGUCCAGUCAGAUCAGAUAUUGGAAGGAUCUCUGGUAACUUGUACAAAGGACUUCAUGUCAAUGCUGACUGUUCCUGUCGAGCCCUCUUAUUGGAUCGUUAUUGUAACAGAUGACACAAGGACCUUGAAACUAAAUGCAUCCCAAACUGCAGAAGCAGGUUAUACACUGACUAGUGAUCCAUCUAAUCUGAUUCUCACCGCUUCUCUCCAUGCAACUGGUAUAAAAGUAUUAAAGAUGGAAAACCAAGUUUUAUAUUUGGGAGACAUUCACCUGUCCUCUCGCUAUCGUUCACCAAAUAUCAUAAUCGACGCAACAAUGUUUUGCACAGGGCCUCCCCAAUGCAAUGCAACACACAUGACUAUUCUGAUUCCAGACUUCGGCAGUACCCUAAUAGGUAUAUCUCUAAAUAAUAUAGACCUUCCCAUGACGACGUCUGUUCUCCAAACAAAUGGAAUUGCUGUGGACACACGAGGUGGAAUCCAUCUUUUUAUUAAAAAGAGUACUCUACAGGUUGACCGUACAGCUGCAAGUGUCCGGUAUUACAUACCUUCUCUAUUGAUGACCUUCAGUGUAGAAGGCUUAGUAGUCCCCAUGCUGAGUACCCCAGAAUGUUAUGAAAGGGGUGAUCCUAGUUCAACUUUGUGUACAUCUGAUGCAUACAUGAACUUUGAAGUGAUCGCUACAGCCACCCUCCCUCAUCUGGAUUUGAAUUCCGUGCGGUUGGGAGACGGUAGAUGUCAACCAACUGUGAGUUCAAGUGACAAACUAACCUUCCAUGUACCUUUAAACGAAUGUGGAACUACAAUAAAGUUUGUAGGCAACAAAGCCAUUUAUGAGAAUGAAAUUCAUGCACUCUGGAAAGAUUUUCCACCAUCUAUAAUAUCGAGAGACAGUGAGUACAGGCUGACCAUACAAUGUUUGUACACCCAUAUAUCUGAUGAACAAGUGAUUGUAAAUGUAGCAACUUACCCUCCAUUUGAACCCUCCAAAAGUGAUGGUCCCCUUUCUAUGGUCUUCAACAUCUACCCAGAUGAUUCCUACACAACAGCCUACGGGGCUUUCCAGUAUCCCAUUGUGAAGACCUUGCGGGAACCUAUAUACUUGGAAGUCCAACUUCUGAAUCGCAAUGACCCAAAUAUUGAACUGGUACUGGAUGACUGUUGGGCAACGACGUCACAAGAUCCAAAAGCUAUGCCACAAUGGAAUGUUGUUGUAGAUGGAUGUAAAGCGCUUGAGGAUAACUAUCAGACUGUGUUUCAUCCAGUUGGAUCAAAUGUAGUGCUACCAAGAUACCGUAAGAGGUUUGAAGUAAAGACUUUUGCAUUUAUGUCAAGUGGUGAAGCUACAACAGACUUGAUCUACUUCCAUUGUGUUGCUGUAGUAUGUAAUAGCCUCAAUCCUGACUACGUUGUAUGUUCUAAAAUGUGUCCCAAGUCCCGCAGAAAAAGAGGUAAACGGAGCCUUAAGAGAGACUCUACUCUAGUGAGCAUUCCUGGACCAGUCCUGUUUGUGAAUUUGCACAGAUCUGUGAUAUCUAAAGGUUACUAA
This is a messenger RNA of Bombina bombina (fire-bellied toad), 2472 nucleotides long. Its product is annotated as zona pellucida sperm-binding protein 2-like. NCBI's taxonomy places the organism in Eukaryota, Metazoa, Chordata, Amphibia, Anura, Bombinatoridae. The record is from RefSeq and is a predicted model, not a curated record. Gene Ontology annotation, biological process: prevention of polyspermy; binding of sperm to zona pellucida. Gene Ontology annotation, molecular function: structural constituent of egg coat; acrosin binding. Bases 1 to 2472 code for a protein of 823 amino acids. The transcript is spliced from 19 exons. Gene Ontology annotation, cellular component: egg coat.